UUUUUUUUUUUUCCCCUGCAACGUCCCGUCGGAGGACGGUCGGACAGAGUUAACACUCCCGGGAUUCACUGCCAUUUUGAAGAGAACCGAACCGACCUGCUGUCAUCUGCGUCCAUCAAAUUUAAGUGAUGACCUCAACGAGUGAACCAUCUAUGUGAUUUUUGUGUGUGCUGAGCAGCAGUUUCUCUUCUGCUCGCUUACCAAUGAGUCGACACUUUGCCUCCGGAAAUGGGUCAUCGCAUUCUCUGCACUUGAUAACAGUGACUGUGGUCAAACCAACCAUCAAAUAUAAAACUCAUUCUGCGUUGUCAAAACAAAGCAGGAGCUUUUGUUUCGAAGUGCUAUCAGUCAUGUGUUCCACCAAUCACUCGAACUGGGUUACAUUUGAAGAUGACAACACAGCACUUUCCUCACCACAGAAGCCCCGACAGUCAACGGGGUGUAUCAAAGCGGCACUACCACGCCCCAAUGGUCUCAAAUUAGUGCUUCCUCCUAUCAGAGACACUUCCUGGAGCUUGAACAGCUCCCUGGAAUCUCCUCAAAGCCAAUCAAGUGUCAGUGGAAGUUCAUGUGUUUUGAGUAACACGCCCCUCCACACCCCCGCGAGUGGUGUUUCAAGACUCGGGUCUCCAUUUCGCUCCAACUCCAGAGAGGAAAGCAACUUCUUCCAGCGCUUUACCAGCACAUCUCCCACUUCUACUCCCUCUCCUGCACCAGAAACCCCGAGUCUGAGUUCAGAUGGAUCAAACCCCUUCCCUACUUACCAGGCAAAGUCAGGACACUUGAACCCUUUCUGGGACAGCUCUGGACACAGCAUUGAUGCGGGCAGCUCCUCCUCAGACUCAGAGCCUGACAACAGUCUACCGCGUUUCUUUAUACGGACCAAAGAUGGCCAUGAGCCUCCACGUGAUCACCUCCAGAACACUUUGUCUUUUGUUUGCAACAAAAUGGAAGGCCUCCGAGCAGAAUCGGAUAAUAACGGUGAGACAGAAAACUACAAGAGAGAUGAACGGUCACUCAGUUCAAAAUGUGAGGUGAUAAGCGAGGGACCUUCUCAGUUUGUCCCCCGGGGCUUGUUUCGUAGCCACAAGAGAGAUGGUUGGCCUGUGAUGCUCAGGAUUCCAGAAAAAAAGAAUCGCAUGUCGUCAAGACAGUGGGGGCCCAUCUACCUCCGUUUGUUACCAGGAGGUGUCCUGCAGAUGUAUUAUGAGAAAGGGCUUGAGAAACCCUUCAAAGAGUUCCAGCUCCUGCCUCAGUGUCGGCUCUCGGACCUCAAGCUAGAAAGUUACAGCGAGCCUCGCAAAGUUCUCACAGUGAAAGUCGAACAUUUCACCUACACCGAAAAGAAACGCUACCACCCCAAGCUGGAGGUGAAUCAUGAAGCAGAAGUCGAACAACUCCUCAAGUUUGGCUCCACUGUACACAAAGACAUGGAGGACCUGGUGGUGUCCAUGGAAGAGGAGAUCGUUAAGAUGCCACUACCCCACCAGCCUAGGCGGAGUUAUGAGGAGCAGGAGCUGUCGCUGCAGAUCACUGACCACAUCUGGAUACAACAAGAUAAGUUUGGAGGAGUCAUGGAGCGGACUGCCUUCACUCAGGUUCACUGUCUUGCUUUCCUGAAUGGAGUCGGCGAUUGCUUCCUCGCUCUAAACGACCUAGGCCUGUUGCGUUCAAAUGCGAGUUAUGGAUCUGAAGAUGACAAUGAGCUCUGGAUGGAGAUCACAGACUGCCACCUCCACAAGUGUGUGAAUGAGACCGAGUUUCACAUGUCCAGACUGAUAAAGUUCAGUCCUCCUGAUGCUUGUCGAGUGGAGCUGAUGCGGUACAAGACCAUGUAUUUGGGUUGCACAGAAAUUCCUUUCUCGAUAAAAGCUGUGGUCACCGUUCAAGGUGCCUAUGUUGAGCUACAGGCCUUUCUUAACAUGUCAGGAACAUUCCUCUCCGCCACGGGGGUGUCGGACACGUAUCCGCUGUGUGAGAAUGUAGAAUUGCGUGUGCCGGUGCCAGGCGAAUGGGUCAAAGUGACACAAACUGCGGCCUUGCUGCGGCAGAAGUCACUAAAGGCCCGCAUGAACAGAAAUGCCCGCUUGGGUUCCUUCAGCAAUGCGCAGUGUCAGCCUGUCAUGCAGGUGUCGGUCGGCAGCGUCAAGUACGAGAAUGUCUAUUCUGCUGUCGUCUGGAAGAUCGACAGGCUCCCGGCAAAGAACACAGCAAUCGACCACCCUCAUUCAUUCUCCUGCAAGUUAGAGUUGGGAUCUGAUCAGGAAAUUCCAAGCGACUGGUAUCCGUUCAUCACAAUGGAAUGUGAGAUCGUGGGUGCUGUCGUGUCACAGACUACAGUCAAGUCACUGGGCACAGUCAACGACAUCCAGCCACAGAAACACGUGACUAGCUGGACACGCUAUCAUUGUCAGGUGGAAGUGGAGAAGAAAUGGAUUGAAAUCGAGUCAAAGAAGGAAUCCAGUUGUAUGACACAGUGAUGAUCAAAGAAACUCCUUUUUUUAAAUAUGAAUUUAAGACUUUAAGGGACUUUAUUCCUAAUAUUUCAUGUCAUACUUAACUAAUUUCACAUUGCUUGGUAUUACCAGUAUUGCUCAUGAAGGUUUAGUGCUAUAACUAAGACUGCAUGUGUAAUCAUCGUAACACUUGCACUUUACAUGUAAUUGUUAAAAGUGGAAUAACAUGUAUGAGAACUGUGUUUAGGCUUGCAUUUCUAUCAUCUGCACUGCCCUCUAGAUCAUUUUCAGCCUAAAUAAAUGAAUAGGCUGAGAUUAUUAAUGAGCAGUAUUCGCUGUUUGGGAUAAGUAGAUUUCCGUCGGGUUUGCAAUUACUAAGUGUUGCACACUUGAAUUAAUUAUAGUUCAUGUUAAUCAAAAGUUUUGACUCAUGCUCUAAGCAUCUUUCAUUCCACAUUGCUCAGAGGACAAGUAAGUCAAUUAACUUGCACUAAAAUAUGGCAAAUGCUUGACAUCAUCCAGAAGAAAUAACAUGAAAACGGAAACACCUCGUGGAAGAAUGACUUCAUCUAUCACAGUGAUGCAACUAGCUGCUUCAUUUUGUCUAUAACUUGGACUCGUUUGACUGAACUAAAUGAAUUUUAGUUGCAAUGACAAAGCUGGUUGACAUUUUUUUUUUUUGCAUUGGUCUUAAAAAUUGCCAAAUGAUUACACAGUCAAAGUGUAACAAAUGUUUUACACAGGGAAUUGGCAAAUCGUGUAUUUAAUUAUGCAUCUUAUGUCUGUGCACAACUGCUGCUGCAAAGUCCCACGACUAACACUCAUGGUCUUAAAUUACGCAUAACUAUUUAACAUACUGCCAAGACAGUUUUAAUGAAACCCCUUUUUUUUUCGGCAUCCAUCUCAUCCCAUGUGCUGCUUCAGUUUGCCUUUAAGUCUUUAUCAAAGUUCAGUUCUGGCGGAAUGUGUUUUCAUUGAAUCAAAUGUUAUGCUUUGUAUUUAACUGUUCAGCCUGGUCACAAUGAACUCAGAGGCCUUCAUUUAAGACUGAUAAGCAGUAUGCGCUACCCAAAUCCUGUCCUACCAAAGUAAAAUGGGAAAUAAACCUAUAUGACUUUUAAAACUCA
Syngnathus acus (greater pipefish) is the source of this 3583-nucleotide messenger RNA. Its product is annotated as stonin-1. Gene Ontology annotation, molecular function: clathrin-cargo adaptor activity. Gene Ontology annotation, biological process: clathrin-dependent endocytosis; synaptic vesicle endocytosis; regulation of endocytosis. Bases 204 to 2480 code for a protein of 758 amino acids. The transcript has 5 exons. NCBI's taxonomy places the organism in Eukaryota, Metazoa, Chordata, Actinopteri, Syngnathiformes, Syngnathidae. The record is from RefSeq and is a predicted model, not a curated record. Gene Ontology annotation, cellular component: AP-2 adaptor complex; synaptic vesicle.